AUGAAAUAUGCUCUUACGUUCAGCCUGUUGAUGUUGAUGCUAAUUUUAAUGGGACCGGUGUUGAUGACCAAUGCCCAAGUGGUCAAAGAGGAUGAUCUCAUCAUCUACUACAGUUUCAACAAAGACACCCUCAAGGGUGAUGAUGUCGUCGAUGUAUCCGGUAAUAAAAAUGACGGACUUAUCAAAGGCAACGAUAUUAAGUCAGUGAAAGGCAAGGUGGGGGAAGGCAUGGAGUUUCCCGGGGUGAGUUCAGAUUACAUUUCAGUUCGGGAACAUCAGUAUGCUGAUCCGAUUGAAGAGAUUAGCCUCGCCGCGUGGGUUAAGACGGGACAGAGAGGCAUGAUUGCGUCCUGGGAUCGGAGCGAAUUCUUCCGUUUUGCUGUCGGUGAUGACGUAGGUGGAAACAACGGCACAACUUUUGUUGCUUUUGACACCUGUUGUCCGUGCUGCCAUGACUGGUUCGGCAAAACGGACGUUGCGGAUGACAAAUGGCACCAUCUCGUCGCAACAUCUGAUGGUAAGGAACAUCGCAUAUACGUUGAUGGCAAAUUGGAUGAGAAGGCAGAUGCCCCCGCGAAAGUCAUUGGUGCAGGACUGGCGCGAUUCGGAUUCAUCGGAAUUGGCUCAGAAGCAGGUGCGUUUGAUGCAGCUACGGGACCAACAUGGGCGUAUGGUGGGAUUUUGGACGAGUUUAUGUUGUUCCACCGUCCACUUUCUGAGAAAGAGGUCAAACACCUUGCCAACGGACCUGAGAAUCCGUUUGCGGUCGAUCCCAACGGCAAAUUGAGUACAACUUGGGGCGAUAUUAAAGACAUCCAGUAG
Messenger RNA from Geodia barretti, 822 nucleotides. NCBI's taxonomy places the organism in Eukaryota, Metazoa, Porifera, Demospongiae, Tetractinellida, Geodiidae. The record is from the annotation of a GenBank genome assembly.